UGAGCACAAGGGAAUUUCAUACAGACAGCACCACUUAGCUAACAUAUCCUCUCAACACUUGCAGCUACAAAUAAAUGUUGUACUUGUAAAAAAAAACAUAACAUAUCCCUCAAAAAACAAAGGGUACUUGCCAAAGAAAAGAAAACAAUAAUGGAACCAACAACAACAACAGUGGUGAAGGCUAUUCCAAUUCCAAACUCAUCAUCACCACCACCAACCAUCAUCAUGAGACGAGACAGAGAUGCUUCUUUCUCUUCUUAUCUCAAACCACAUCAUCUUCUGCAUCAUAACCAUCAAAUUGAUGAUCUUGAUGAUGAUGAUGAUGAUGAAUCCACCACUGAGCUCAGCAUUUUCGAUGCACACAAGUACUUCAACAGCGAAGAUAAUAAUAACAAUAAUAAUGAGAUCCCAAAUAAAGUUACCAUCAUCAGCAACAACAGAGUCUCUCCUCUCUCCAUCAUCCCCACUCAUGAUGACACCACCAUUGCUCCAGAGAAGGCCGCUAACACAGUAGGAACUACCGCCACCGCCACCAGAUACUCCUCCGCUUCAUCCUCCGUGGACGGUGGUGGCUACAGAGCAAGAUCGUUGAACGGCACAGCAACACCAUCAGAAGCCAGCUGGAACAGCCAGGCAGGUUUGCUCUCUCACACUAACAACUCCGGCGGCGGCGGUGCUGCCACCCAACCUUCCUUGAGAGACUCCAACGGUCUGAACAAGAAGCUCAAGGACUCACUAUCCAAACCGAUUUGGAUCUUGAGAAGAAAAUGCCCAUGCAGAGGGAAAAAAUCAGUGCAAGUUAAAGAAUACACCACAAAAGUUCCACAACCACCACCACAACCGGAGCCAGAACCGUUAAUUAUGAACACUGUGUCAGUGGCGGCAGCGAAGAACCCUAAGAGUGUUUCGCUCAUUGCACCAAACAAGAAUUGGGUUGCAGAAAACGUCGUAACCGCAACAAACUCCAAUUCAAGUUCUAAGAGAUUUCAUACACACCGAGUUGUAGCGUCAACAUCACUGGCGAUGGUACCAUUUAGCGAUGGAUUCACUUUCCCGGUUCUGAACGCGAAACCGCACCCUCGAAACGGCGUCGUUUCACGCCAAGAAGGAGGAGAUAAGGAGGACGACCAACUGCCACGUGAUUCGUUGGAGGUUUUCCAACCGCCUGACGACGUAGAGCCGACCUCGGAUUCUCCUGAGGGGAUAGCCGUUGGAGGCGGCGGAGAUGGCGAUGAGGAUGAAGUUGACGAUGGCGCCAGCGAUGCGAGCUCCGAUCUGUUCGAGAUCGAGAGCUUCUCCACCGGCGGCGCCAUGCAACCUACGUGUCCCGUUGUGUUCCGUCGCGAGCCUUGCAACAGUGGCGGAAACGGCUUCUUUUACGGCGGAGGAGGUGGUCGGCGGAGGAGCAUGGAUGAGGGGUCCACGGCGACGAUGACGGAGUGCUAGUGAGGAAGUUUGGUGGUGGUGGCUGCGGACAGAGUGGGGCCACGUGUGGUUCGAGGCACGUGAAUGUUAAGAAUAUGAAUGUGAUUGUAAAUGGUGGUGGUAAUGGUGGAAGUAGGGUACCGUUAGGUUCUUGUAAUAAGCCACCCCUUCCUCAUCAUCACACCACCAACACCACACCGUGCAUCUCUCUAGCUUUUGCUACUUAAUAAUCUCUUCCUCUCUUUUUUUUCAUUUUGGAUAGUUCGAGGAAGUUAAGUAUAUAUUGCAUGAAUAAGCAUUUUCUUUUUAUUUUUUAGUUCUUUAGAUUAAUUUUGUGGAAGAGAACACUCUACUUGGAAGCAUAUUGUGGAGCAAACUCUUGAGCUGACCACUGAAAUUUUUUCAAGCUAUUGUUUGAUAAAGCGCUUUUCAAGCUUCAAUUUUAAUGCUAUUGUUUGAAUUAGAGAAUGAA
This is a messenger RNA of Arachis duranensis, 1897 nucleotides long. RefSeq names its product protein PHYTOCHROME KINASE SUBSTRATE 4. Gene Ontology annotation, biological process: phototropism. The record is from RefSeq and is a predicted model, not a curated record. Lineage: Eukaryota; Viridiplantae; Streptophyta; Magnoliopsida; Fabales; Fabaceae.